Molecule: messenger RNA, 1503 nt
Organism: Panicum virgatum (switchgrass)
Lineage: Eukaryota; Viridiplantae; Streptophyta; Magnoliopsida; Poales; Poaceae
Product: nicotianamine aminotransferase 1-like
Exons: 7
Coding region: 42-1322 (426 amino acids)
Biological process (GO): biosynthetic process; amino acid metabolic process
Molecular function (GO): pyridoxal phosphate binding; transaminase activity
Source: RefSeq, a predicted model, not a curated record
GAGUCAUAGCAACAAGGAUUUCCACACCCGCAGCUUUGUAGAUGGAGCAUUCCAUGGACAGCUACAGCGGCGAGGUAGCAUGGCGGUUCGGAGCGACGAACCCGGCGCUGGAGGUAGCCCGGGCACAUAGCAUCCGUUGGCUCCUGUACCGGAUCUAUGACUGCCUCAACAAGAACGACUCGAGGCCUAUGGCGCCGCUUGGCUUCGGCGACCCCUCGGCGUUCGAGUGCUUCCGUACGGCCGCCGCGACUGAGGACGCCAUUGUCGCUGCCGCCUGCUCCGGCAAGCACAACAGCUACCCCCCGGUUGCCGGCAGCACGGACGCGUUCAGUGCCGUGGCUUCGUACCUAUCUCGGGAUCUCCCCUAUGAUAUCUCGCCAAGCGACAUUGUCUUCACCGCGGGAUGCAAUCACGCCAUCGAGACCAUGAUGGCUGUCCUUGCUACGCCGGGCGCCAAUGUGCUGCUCCCGCGGCCGGGUUACCCCAUGUACGAAGUGUACGCAGCCUUUCAUGGCCUUGAAUUCCGGCAUUUUGAUCUUCUACCAGAAAAGGAAUGGGAGGUAGACCUCAAAGGCGUAGAGGCCUUUGCCGACGAUAACACCGUCGCCAUGGUUAUUAUAAGCCUUAACAACCCAUCUGGGUCCGUAUACUCUUAUGAGCACUUGGCCAAGAUUGCGGAGACUGCCAGGAAGCUGGGGAUAAUGGUCAUCAGUGAUGAGGUUCAAUUCGUUUUUGGAAGCAAACCGUUCAUUCCGAUGGGUGUUUUUGGGGAGACAGUUCCUGUGGUGACAUUGGGAGGCAUAUCUAAGAGGUGGAUGGUGCCCGGUUACCGAUUCGGAUGGAUUGCAGUGACUGACCCAAAAGGAGUCCUCAGGAAGAACAAUGUUUUUGAGUCGAUCGUAACCUACCGUGGCAUCACAGCAGACCCUGCAGCACCUAUUCAGGGAGCCAUACCCCAAAUUAUUGCGAUCACAGACAAAUCUUUCUUUGCGAAGGCAAUUGGCUUGAUGAGGGGGGCAGCGGAGCUAUGCUACCGGAAACUGCAGGACAUUGAUUGCAUCACUUGUUCCCACAAACCAGAGGGGGCUAUGUCAGUCAUGGUAAAGCUGGACAUUGCAUAUUUGGAUGGCAUAGAUGACGAUAUCGACUUCUGCUGCAAGUUGGCCACCGAGGAGUCUGUGGUGAUAUGUCCCGGUAGUGGACUCCGGAUGAAGAACUGGCUCCGCAUAACCUUCGCGGUGGAUCUGCUCUUGCUUGAUGAUGCCCUGGAGAGGCUCAAGUCUUUUUGCCUCAGGCAUGCCAAACAAAAUACGAAAGCAUGACCAAAUGCAUGUGAACAUGAAUUGAAUAUCACCGCUAUUUCAAAAUAGACAAACUUGCAAGGCGUGCUCAAUUUUUCAAAGAACUUGAUGAUUGUCAAAUGCAUUCAUAAACAGUUGACGAUAGAUGCAAUAAGGAAGACGAAUAUGUACUUUUGAAUAAUAUGUUAUUAUUUUAUGCAUG